Molecule: messenger RNA, 2093 nt
Organism: Psammomys obesus (fat sand rat)
Lineage: Eukaryota; Metazoa; Chordata; Mammalia; Rodentia; Muridae
Gene: Gas2l3
Product: growth arrest specific 2 like 3
Exons: 9
Coding region: 51-2093 (680 amino acids)
Biological process (GO): actin crosslink formation
Cellular component (GO): actin filament
Molecular function (GO): actin filament binding; microtubule binding; cytoskeletal adaptor activity
Source: RefSeq, a predicted model, not a curated record
CCAUCACUGCUGUUUCUUUUGUUUCUGACAAAUUUUCACAGGAAGGGUAGAUGACCAUGCAGCCUGCAAUCCAAGUGUGGUUUGGGGAAGAUCUGCCUCUAAGUCCCAGGUGUCCCCUGACGCCCAGACACGGCCCGGGACUGGCUGAUGUUUGUCAGUAUGACGAGUGGAUAGCUGUGCGCCAUGAAGCCACGCUGCUGCCUAUGCAAGAAGAUCUCUCUAUCUGGUUGUCUGGCUUACUAGGUGUUGACAUAAAGGCAGAAAGAUUAUUGGAAGAACUUGAUAAUGGAGUGCUGUUGUGCCAGCUAAUCAAUGUUCUUCAAAACAUGGUCAAAGCCUGCCACUCUGAAGAACCAGGGAAUUUUCCAAUGAGAAAAGUGCCAUGUAAGAAAGAUGCUGCGUCUGGUUCGUUCUUUGCCAGAGACAACACUGCAAACUUCCUUCACUGGUGUCGGCACAUCGGGGUUGAUGAAACGUACCUCUUUGAAUCGGAAGGGCUAGUUUUACAUAAAGACCCCAGACAGGUGUACCUUUGCCUUCUCGAGAUUGGUCGAAUUGUUUCAAGAUAUGGAGUUGAGCCACCAGUCUUAGUGAAACUUGAGAAAGAGAUUGAGUUGGAGGAGACCUUGCUUAAUGCCUCUGGGCCUGAAGACUCCUUCAGCAUACCCAAAACGUGCUGUCAGCAUGAAGAACUACAUGAGGCAGUUAAACACAUUGCUGAGGAUCCUCCUUGUAGUUGUUCUCAUCGAUUUUCUAUUGAAUAUUUAUCAGAAGGAAGGUACCGGCUCGGAGAGAAAAUACUCUUUAUAAGGAUGCUUCAUGGAAAACACGUUAUGGUCCGUGUUGGUGGAGGCUGGGAUACGCUGCAAGGAUUUUUGCUGAAAUAUGACCCCUGUCGAAUACUGCAGUUUGCUACACUAGAACAAAAAAUUUUAGCCUUUCAAAAAGGAGUUUCUAAUGAAAGUGUGCCAGAUUCGCCUGCCAGAACGCCUCAGCCUCCAGAAAUGAACCCUUUGUCUGCGGUUAGCAUGUUUCAGAAACAGAAUUUAAAACCCGGCACGCCAGUGAGUGUUGCGAAAAGCAAGGAAAAGCAGGUCCGCCCACCAGGUGUGCCGCCCCCUGCACCGACAGUGAGAGCUCCCCCGUCGUCUACUCGUAAACCUCCAGAUCCUCCAGCAUCCCUUUCCCAUCCCAGGGUCGCGUCUUUGAAGGACACAGCAAAAAGGACACAUGCUCCUUCCAACAGUGCAUCCUCUUCCCCGGCAGCUCUAAAUCCAGCCGGCCAAACUAGCGCUACACAGUGUGCCUCGGGGUCACUGAGAAACUGCGUCACAGCCCCCAAGACUACCAAGACCAAGGCUAGUCCAGCCCAGAAGUCAAGAGAGCUGGCCAAGCCCAGACUUUUGCCAAGUAAGCAUUCUGGAAAAGUGGAACCAAAGCAUUUGAAACACAAUCAUCUUUCUUCCAGGGAUGGGUCACCUGUAAAUUUAUCAUCAAAGUGCCCAAAGCUACCUAAAGGAACCCUGCACCAAAGGCCUAACCCUUCUCCUUUCCAGUCGCCUGCAAAAGUGACAAAACCCAGUGCUAAAACCAGAGCCCUAGGUCCGGGGAGACAGCCUCAGCCACCUGAGAGCACUCUGGAAUCAAGGACAGACUCAGCACAAGGACUUCAGUCUACCUUGAGUUCAAAUCAUGCCGCUCCUGGCUGUGCUGUGUCCUCUGCAAAAGCUACUCAGGAAUCAAAACGUAAGAAUAUAGUUGCAGUUGCCAAAAAGCAACCUCAGAGUAAGGGUACCUGCCAGAAUACGAGACCCGGCUCCUCGAAGUCUCCUGGCCGUACCCCGCUGUCCAUUGUGACUGUUCCUCAAUCUGCUGCCAAGACAGAAACUGUCUCAAAGUCAGCACAGACUGCCAUGAAGGGCCAGUACUCAGCUAAAGGGCCCCCCAAAAGUGGCAAGUCACCAGCGUCUGCCAGGACACCACCCUCAUCUGGUAAGGGAACAGACAGUGGAGAGAAAAAGUCUACUGCCAAGAAAAAGGAAGAUGAUGACCAUUAUUUUGUUAUGACUGGAAGUAAGAAGCUUAGAAAAUAA